Messenger RNA from Striga hermonthica, 2634 nucleotides. The record is from the annotation of a GenBank genome assembly. NCBI's taxonomy places the organism in Eukaryota, Viridiplantae, Streptophyta, Magnoliopsida, Lamiales, Orobanchaceae.
AUGAGAUUGAAAUUAGCAGCCUGUGGGGGCGGUUAUGGGGUUAGGAGUUUCUGCUCGGGGCGGAAUCGGUUUUGGGUCGCGGGUGGGUUCGAGUGCGGUUUGAUUCCCGAGCUCGGAGGCUCGGGAGUCGUGGAGGUCAAGCGAAGAUCCAUGGCGGACGUGUUGGGCGGUGUACAGGCGGAGCAGCAGGGAGUACAACCUGGCUCGGAGGAGGUUUCUGCUCAUCCUCAGGAGGGGUAUAUGCAGAAGUUCAGGCUAUAUGAGACUAGAUCGAAAUUUUAUAUGGUAGGGAGGGACAAAAAUAGAACAUAUUGGAAAGUUUUGAAAAUUGACAGAUCAGAACCUUGUGAGCUUAACAUUCGUGAAGAUCCUACCAGAUAUAGUGAAAGGGAGUGCUCUGAUCUAUUGAGAAGGAUACACGAAGGAAACCAGGCUACGGGAGGACUUAAAUUUGUCACAACAUGUUAUGGCAUUGUUGGAUUCAUCAAAUUUUUAGGCCCCUAUUACAUGCUACUCAUUACAAAACGGAGGCAGAUUGGCGUAAUCUGUGGUCAUACUAUAUAUUCAAUCUCAAAGAGUGAGAUAUUUCCUGUGCCACAUUCCGCUUUUAGCACCAGCAUGGUUAAUUAUAAAAGCGAGAACAGAUACAAGAAGCUCUUGUGUAUGGUGGAUCUUACUAAGGACUUCUACUUCAGUUACUCCUACAAUGUUAUGAGGAGUCUCCAGAAGAACAUGUGUGAUAAAAACCCGGGACCGGUCUUGUAUGAAACUAUGUUUGUCUGGAAUGAGUUUCUUACUCGCGGAAUACGUAAUAUUCUUCAGAAUACUCUGUGGACUGUGGCACUGGUCUAUGGCUUUUUUAAGCAAGCUGCAUUUUCUAUAUCUGGGCGGGAUCUCCGACUAACUCUGAUCGCAAGGCGUUCGCGGCACUAUGCUGGUACCAGAUAUCUUAAACGCGGUGUGAACGAGAAGGGCAGAGUGGCAAAUGAUGUGGAAACGGAGCAAAUUGUAGUUGAGGAUGGUCCUCAAGGAGUGCCAAUGCAAAUUAGUUCUGUGGUCCAAAACCGUGGCUCGAUCCCACUCUUUUGGUCACAAGAAACUUCCCGGCUAAACCUUAAACCUGAUAUUAUAUUGUCGAAGAGGGAUGAAACAUAUGAGGCUACUAGACUUCAUUUUGAGCAUCUUGUCAAGAGAUAUGGAAAUCCGAUCAUUAUCUUGAAUUUAAUUAAGACAAAUGAAAAGAAGCCUCGAGAAUCCAUUCUCCGUGCAGAAUUUGCUAAUGCCAUUGAAGUCAUUAAUAAGAAUCUGCCAGAGGAGAAUCGGCUUAAAUUUCUUCAUUGGGAUUUGCAUAAACACUCCCGGAGCAAAGCUACAAAUGUUUUGCUACUUUUGGGAAAGGUGGCUGCCUAUGCUCUGACGCUGACAGGUUUCUUUUACUGUGAAGUAACACCUGCAUUGUUAUCCGAGGGGCACCUCAAAUGGCCUAGUUUUGAGAAUGUCGUUACUCCUGAUUCUUCGGCCACAACAUAUCCUGAAACAGAUAUAGCGAAACAUAACUUUGACGAGAAUGAAGAUUCUGACGACUUGGAAAAAAAGUCUGGUGGAUGCAACAACAAUUUGAAUAAUAAUAAUAAUAAUAAUAAUCUUUCGGUCAAACCGCCAACGGUGCAAAGGGGCGUGCUCCGGACAAACUGCAUAGAUUGUUUGGAUCGAACAAAUGUGGCUCAAUACGCUUAUGGCUGGGCUGCUUUAGGGCAUCAGCUUCGUGCUUUGGGAGUGACUACUUCGACAAAAUUAGACCUUGAUGACCCACUGGCUGAGGACUUAAUGGGUUUUUAUGAGAGAAUGGGUGAUACUCUUGCACAUCAAUAUGGGGGAUCAGCUGCCCACAACAAGAUUUUCUCGGAGAGAAGAGGCCAAUGGAAAGCUGCGAUACAGUCUCAGGAAUUUUUCCGAACUCUACAAAGAUAUUACAGCAAUGCUUAUGUGGAUGCAGAAAAGCAAAAUGCAAUUAAUAUAUUUUUGGGACAUUUUCAGCCACAACUAGGCAAACCUGAUCUGUGGGAGCUUGAUUCUGAUCAGUUUAAUCUGCGAAGGAAUGAAUACCCAGAUAUCGAUGAUAAUGGAAGGUCAUGGGUUAAAAGAUCAUGGUCAGAGGGUCACAUUCUUCGUGAACAAUGUUCUCCCACAUCUUCCUCAAACCUCAAUACAGGAAGUACUAAAAUGCUUUCUGAGUCGGCACCUGACAUGUCGACUUCCGAAGCACAGUUAGCAUAUUUAAGAUGUAAUCCGCCUGCUAGAGAGAUUUUUUCGGAAAUGCAACGAGAGAGAGAUAUUGAACAUGAAAAUUGGAACAGUAUUGAUUGCUCUAACUUUGUUGACGUAGAUUGGCUCUCCUCCUCCUGUAAUUCAUUCGAAGAAGAGUUGUUGGAGAGGUCGAUGCAUAUGUCAUCAGAGAAUGUACUGAUUGGGGAGCAAACCCCAUCUACCAGUGAAUGUGAACCGAGCACGAGGGGGAAGGAGCAAACUAGAACCGAGUUGUGUUACGAUGAAGCUCGUGACUCGGAAGUUUUUGGCGAAUUUCCGGAUAGUUUUGUGCGUUGGGUGACAAAUGGGGAAACACUAUGUCACUGA